Messenger RNA from Fomitopsis serialis, 1257 nucleotides. RefSeq lists its product as uncharacterized. The transcript is spliced from 2 exons. The record is from RefSeq and is a predicted model, not a curated record. Bases 1 to 1257 code for a protein of 418 amino acids. NCBI's taxonomy places the organism in Eukaryota, Fungi, Basidiomycota, Agaricomycetes, Polyporales, Fomitopsidaceae.
AUGACGAGUUAUGACGACUGCAUAGACCAAGUCUACGAGGCCUACCGGCGCCUUACCCAUCACCAGCUUGUCCUCUUUUCAAAGAUUAGGAGCCUGCCGCAGAAGGGCACAGACGACGAACUCGCACUCAGGCUAGCGCAAAGUGACAUACACGCGUAUCACGUCUAUCCGGCAUCGAAUGGAGCGACUUUGAAUGGGGUUACGAGCCCCGUCUGCUCGCCAUCGCCGCUAGAGGUACCAAAAACGCGCCCGAGGCAGGCCAAAGCCCCUGACCUCCCAGUGGAAGUACUGGCGGAAAUCAUGGACAAAGUAGGAGACUGGGAGCUCGCAAAGGCGGUGGGUGUACCUACUUCACUCCCCGAACCCCAGGAAUGGCAUCGCGCCAGCUCGUCCGACCACGCCAUCCUGACUGGAUACCUGCCCCUCCUCCGCUCCAUCAACCCCGCUGCCCACCCGCCAACGAAAUUAGGGGCCAGUCUUGCCGUGCGGUUCUCGUACGUCCAUGUCCUCGAGUACUUCUUCACGCAGCACCGCUCCAUCUUCCUGCACGUGUACAAGAACGACUUGCUGCCGAUUAAGGCCUCGCUGCACGGCCGCGUUGCGGUCCUCUCGUGGUGGAAACGCGCGCACGAGCAGCACCCUGACGUAACACCGCUCCCGUCGCCGGACCACGUCGCAGAAGCAAUCGACGCCGCGUCGCGCAACGGGCAGGUCGCCUCGCUCGACUGGUGGCUGCACUCAGGCAUCCCGCUUGAGUACACCGAGGCGGCGCUCGAGUACGCGAGCGCGAAGAACCAGCUCGCGGUGCUCGCGUGGUGGAAGCAGCAGGCGACGUCGCCGACGGUGCGGCUGCCGCUCAAAAUCGGGCGCGUGAUGGAUCUGGCGAGCACGGCGGGCCACAUCGACGUGCUCGAGUGGUGGGCGCGCUCGCAGCUGGACUUCAAGUACGACAAGCAGGCACUGUAUCACGCGAGCUGCCACGGCAAGGUGGAGGUGCUCCAGUGGUGGCUCGGGAGCGGGCUGCAGCUCAUCUUCGACUGUGACGCGCUCACGGGCGCGACGAGGCAUAACCGUCCAGACGUGCUCGAGUGGUGGGACAGGAGCGGGCUGCCGAUACAGUACCGGAUGUGCGACAUCGAGGAGGCACUCGAGGACGCGAUCGGCGGGGGCGAGGCCGCGCGUAUGUGGUGGCGCCAGAAGGGCAUCGACUUCAACGCGAACGACACGGAGUGGAUGAAGCUGCAGAACCUCAACUAG